CAGAUGUUCCAGCCUAUCAUUUUACUUAUUCUCAUUCUUGUAUUAUUUUCAUCACUUUCUUACACAACAAUAUUUAAACUUGUCUUCCUUUUUACAUUGUUUUUUGUACUGUAAAUCUUUCAUCAUUUACCAUUCAUUGUAGUAUUUUCAGUUUGUUUAUUUUGUUCACCCCUCAAGACAAGAAGUAAAAGAAGUAUAAUUUCUGUAGUAACCAAUGCUAUAAAAACACUGAAGACUACUUAUUCCUUUAAGAAGACACAGCUCAUCUUACCACCAUCAAAUUCAAUAAGAAGCCCAGGCACUAAAAUAUUUCAGGCUUUAUUUUAAAGACAAGUGAGACUGCUUCCAAUAAAACAACUCCAAGCUUCCAAGAAACAGUUAAGAGAAGGCAGCAAGGAGCAGAAACACUUCUUUGCUGAUACUUACACUGUUGCCAUGGACCUACAUAAGCAGUGGGAGAACACAGAGACUAACUGGUACAAGGAGAAGAUGGAAUUGUUGGACCAGUUUGACAAUGAAAGAAAGGAAUGGGAAACUCAAUGGAAGAUCAUGCAGAAGAAGAUAGAAGAGCUAUGCCAGGAAGUAAAGCUUCGGAGGAAAAUCAACAUGAAUGAAUGUGCUAAGAUCAUGGAUCUUGAUCAUGAGAAGACCAUUCAGGACAAAAUGGUAGAAUCUUCUCCAAAUUACCCCAGUUCAAGACAAUGUGAGUUUAUAGGAAUGAAUCACAGGGAUGGUCUGAGAAAAGAAAAUAAAGCAGAGCAGAGCUUAGUCAGUGAAGGACAUCCGAUGUGUAAGGAACAAAAAGCAACAAAAAAAUCAAAAAUAGGGUUUUCGGAUCCUUUGGCCACAGACAACCGAAAGGAAUGUGAAGCCUGGCCUGACCUGAAGACUUCUGAGGAAGAGAGCAAGAACUGUUCUGGUGCCCUCAACACAGCCCUUGAAGAACUUGCCAAAGUUAGUGAAGAAUUAUGCAGCUUUCAAGAGGAAAUUCGAAAGCAGUCUAACCAUAGAAGGAUGAAGUCCGAUUCUUUUCUCCAGGAAAUGCCAAGUGUAAGUAACAUGCCUCAUGGCAACCAUAUGAUCAACAAUGGCCAGUGCGUUCUUCCAGUCAAUUUAGAAAAAGAAAAACAGAAAAAUAGAAAGAAACUGAACUGUACCAACAUGUUCCAAAGCAAUUCUGUUAAAAAUUGUGGAAUCGAUACAAUUGAUCUUCAAAGAAAUGAAACUCCACCAAUUCCUCCUCCGAGAAGCACCUCUCGAAAUUUCCCCAGCUUGGAUUCUCAACAAGCCUAUGAAAUGUUGAAGGAAAGAUUGGAUUACUACUGCUCGGUGGCUCCGGAGGGUCAAAGCCAAAGGAACUGCAAUCCUCACUUCCUCUCUUGGCAGCAUGAGAUGCCCAUGUUGUGUCCAAUUGAAGAAAAGACUUUGAGGGAUGGUAUUGCAUGUUCCUCUUCAGCACCAGAAGUCCAAACAGAUAGCAAGCCUCCAAGUGAUGAAGAUGUUGAACUUAGUAUGGGGUCAUGUGACACUGGGAUGGGAGCAGAAGAAGGCUCCUCCACUUUGUGGUUUCAAAAAACCUGCUCUACCCCCGAUAAGUCAAAAUACGAAAUGGUGAUCUCGAAUCACCCUGCGAAAUGCCAUCCUGAUCUUCAUGCAAGUAAUGACCGCAGCUCCUCGGUGACACAGAGCGGUAGCCCACUUAGAAUGUUUGGUUGUGACUUUGGAAGAACUACAAGGAAUGAAAAACUGGCAGCAAAGACUGAUGAAUUUAACAGAAUUGUAUUUAGAACAGAUAGAAAUUGCCAUAGAGUACAGCAAAAUCAAAGCUAUUCAAAAUCAUCUGAGGAUCUUAAGCCCUGUGAUACCUUACCCACUCGUACAGGUAGCAUAUCAGACAGUGACAAUGUGUCUGGUGUUUGGAAAGCCAAUGCCCACAUGCCUGUGCCCAUGAAAAAUGUGCCUAAUAAUCCCACUAAGAAAUUCACACCAGGCCUAGACAGACAAAUGCAGGGCCACCUCAGUCCUCGUAGUUAUCGGAAUAUGCUCCACGAGCAUGACUGGAGACCAAGUAAUUUGUCGGGCCGACCAAGGUCUGCUGAUCCGAGGUCAAAUUAUGGGGUUGUGGAAAAGCUGCUGAAAACCUAUGAGACAUCAACAGGAUUUGCACUGCAAAAUUCUAAGUGCUUUCGGGAUAAUGUCACCAAAUGUAAUUCCUGUGUCAGUGGUGGUACCACAAUAAGUCAGCAUUUAGAAAUGCUCCAAAUGGAACAAGAAUUUCAGCAAAAGACAGCUAUGUGUGCAGGACAGCAAGUGAAGCAAGAAGUAGAUCAGAAAAAGAUGACAGAGGAAGCCAUGACAGUGAAAGUCUCACAUGGAAAAGGAUUUUCCCGACCUGCUAGACCUGCAAACCGCCGGCUGCCAUCCAGGUGGGCAUCCAGAUCUCCAUCAGCACCCCCCGCCUUGCGGAGAACUGCCCACAACCAUACUAUUUCUCUGCAGUCUGAAGCAUCAAUGGUCUAAGACUCUGGCCUGGAUUGCUGGAUUACAAGAAGUUAUAGUCUCAGUUGUCAGACAGCAUUCUGAGUGUUUAUAGCCAAUCCUGUUCUCUUCUUUAUCUUUCAAGAUCACUGGGACGAGCAAUCUAAAUCUUAACUUUCCAUCAGUCUUCAGUGUUUUUAAUCUAUGGAAUAAUUAUCUUCUUGUAUUUUGUUUCUUAGAUCAGGAUUUUUUAGUGCCAUCCUCAUUAAUUUUUCAGAAUGAUUUAAGUUGAAACAAUGUACAAUAUUGUAUAUUCUAACUUUCUUGCAAGUGGCAAAAAGUAAGGUUAUGUGCAUGGCUAUGUGUUUGUAGGUGCAUGUGUUGAAAUAGGAAGUAUCCUAGUAUGUACUUAGAUAAGAUAAAACCUAUGUGCUAGUGUUGACUUUGAAAUUAUAACAUGUAUACCUAUAUAUUCUUUGUGUUUAUUUAAAAGUUUUGGAAAUAUACAGUACUGUUUAUAUUUUGUAUGCCUUUUAGUAGGUAUCCACUUAAGGCACUUGUGGUACAUAUAUUAAUCAACCACUUCCUUGACCCUCAGCUACACUGAAAAAUAAGAAUUAUACACAUAUCUAGCAUUGGUAGAUUUCCAAGAAAACUCAUAGUUUCUUAACCCAUGUAAGGAUAAAAUAAUACCAUUAAUCUCCUUGCUUAUUCUUUUUAAAUAAAAGUGUCAUAAGUUAAACAGAUCAGCCUUCUAAAGCAAGUAUAACAUGUUUAUAAGUGCUUUUACAGGUCAUUUGGUAGUCUAGUAUGGCUUUAACUGUAUACUUGAUUCUCACAGCCAGUAUCAUGAGACUGCCUUAUAAAUGACAUGACUAAAUAAUGAAUUGAUUUUGUCAACUUUAGUAACAAACGUUCCUUAAAUGGGAUGCAAAAAAAAUUAAAUUAUGUUGAAUUUCAUUUUUUGUUAAAAUUGUAGUAAGCUUUUAGUUUAGCUGCUUUACCUGGAGUCAUACAUAUCUAGAGGUAAGUCAUUUAUUUUUCUUCUAAACUUAUACUUAAAAUUAGUAGAUAAAAGACUAAUUCACUUUUUUAUUAACAAGGAAGAUCAGGAAUAAUGUUUCAUUGAGAGCUGAAUUAUAUUUCUUAUAGUGUGCUACAAAAAAAAAAUCAUAAAAAGCCUUAAACUAAACCUUGAUAUCCAUAGUAGCAUCAGGAAUAGAAAUAUAUAUUUUGGAUACAAUUUGCAUACAGUAAACAUACAAAAUCUAAGCUGAGAAUUGACAGAAACCUGAAUGUUGAUGUGCUUGGAAUUCUACAUGGAAAAUAUUAGAAGCAACUUUGCUCUCACUGUCUCUACAUAAAGUCAAUUAUCAUUAGGUACUGAUUCUAUUUAACCUUUUUUUUUUACUAUCAAAGAAGCUUAAGAAAUUCUUAUAGCCAAAUGUAUGCAAAGAGACUUCUCCUUAUGAUGUAUUUUAACUAAAUCAUUUAGAGAAAUUCACAUCAUUAAACACUGUGACCCGAGGUACAGUAAAUUUUCAAAUCUCAGACUGCCUUGAAAGGCAGUAGUAUAGUGACGUCUAGAUUUGUGCUUUACAUUAAGGAGACUUUCAAAAAUUAACUGAAAUCAAAAUUCUCAAAUGUGAUUUUGGAUCGGAUGGUAAGUAGGGCUAUGGAUUGACUUUUUUGUUUUUUCGCUUGUUUCCUUCAAGAAGAUCUUUUUCUACAAGAAACCUAUCAAAGAAAAGUAAACUAGAACCAACAAUAUUACUCUUAUAAUACAUUUUCAGCUAGAGGAAAGAAAACACCGGGAAUGUGAAAUCCUGGGGCAUACAACCAUGAACCUGAUAGGAAAAUGCUGCUGCAGUGAAAGCCCACCCAAGGACGUGGCAGUAGAGAAAGCCCACCCAAGAAUGUGUGACAUUUUUCUUGCCAGCACUGUACCUCAAGCAGUCUGGUAUGAUCUGUGGUUCCUAAGUAGUUGAGAAUCUCUUUAAAAAAUGAAAUUUCUGACCUCACCCCAUAAUUACUAAAGCAAAUUUGCCAGGGGUGGAGACUGGGACUCUGGAGUCUUUAAUAAAAACAGAACAAGACGAAAUAUUUGAUGGCCAGAAAGAUUUCCAAGCAAUGACAGUGAUUGAUACUUGAAUGGAUAGGUAUCCUUGUAAGGUCACUUUCCUUCCCUGGGACUUACCUUUGUUAUCUAUACAUUAAAAGGGUUCUAAUGUUAGGCUUCACAAUUUUAAGACACUUUUUUCUAUUAACAUUUGAAUGAACCAGUGAGCAUUGAACAUUUUAACAUCUUAUGUUGACUAAAAUCAUAGAAUAUUGGAGCUGAAAAAAAAAAUUAGCCUUUAGUUCAAUCCCUUUAUCGUAAAACUGAAGAAACUAAAACAGAUUCUAUGAAUGUUGUUUUCUCUUUUUAAAUAUUUUAUAAUAUUUUAAUAGAAAAACCUACCAGGUAAAUGGAAAUUAUCCUUGAAAAUGUUUUUUGAUGUAUUGUGAUUUUUACUAGUAAUUUUUCUACUUUGGAUGGGCAUUUUCCUCCCAAGAACUUUCCCUUCAUUAUGCCAUCAUUGCUAGAUGUAAGGGAUUUGUAUGCAUAGCUAGAAAUAUUUGAUUAGCAACUUAUAUUAAUGUUUUCCCUAGCAGACAUUUGGGGCAAAAAUCUUAUUUAACAGGAGAUUGUUGGUAUUAUGAUAUUGCUGAUCUCAGAAAGAAAUAAGAAUGAGGCAGAGAAGAAUGCUUGAGUUUCUUUGUGUGUGAAUGUGUGCGUGUGUGCACACCAUCCUCACACAAGUUUUCUCUAUAUUGCUUUAUGUCCCAAAGUCAAUAUAAAAGUAUAAAUGAUGCUUUGUAUGAUUAACAUGAUCAAAAAUGAUCCAUAACUUUGUUUUUAUAUAGACAGUGAAGAUGAUCAUAUUUUUCUUUGCAGAUGUUGCCAUAAAACAUAAUUUACUUCUACAUAGGUUAUUUAACCAGGCUCUGUGUUAUCCUGAGAAAACAUCUGAACUUUAAAAGGAGUAUCUGCUUACGUACAAAGAUAUUUAAAAUUAUUUUUAAGCACAUUUGCUGGUAAACAACUACUUGAUAUUGAAAUCUGCAGCCAUUAGAAGCUAUCAAAUAAAAAAGGUGUGGAAACACCCACUGUGGCAUUUGUAUACAUUGAGAACAUUUUUAUUUUCUUUUCUGCAGUGAAAUCCAGUGCAUUCCAGAAUCUUAUAACGUCUAAACUUUAAGUGCUAAACUCAAAACAGUUCAAUCUAGCCUCUUCCAAAAUAUCUCCCAGUAAAUUUAAGACAUCUGCCUGACUUCUUGCUCCUGGUCAUUUGGUUCCUCAUACACUGACAGCCUCUCUGUGUCCAUUUAACUGCUAAUUGAGCAUGAUAAAAGUUUUCUUUGAGAGCAUUAACCUCUGAAAUUUGCAUUUACAUGAUAAAGUUAAUUACAUUAUUUUUACGCAAAUUCAAAUUUCUAGUAUAAGACUAUUUUGCUUCAAAUUCUGCAUUUUUUAAAAGAAUUAAGUACAUUUAUCAAUUGUAAAAGGAUUUCAUUAAGCCAAAAAUAAAGAAAAAUUGGGAGGGGAGGGAUCCUUCAGACAAAUACUAAAGAUGACUUCUACUCAAUCAUUUUUAUGGCAUAAAUUGUUCUUAUAGAAAAUUUUUGUUUUAGUGGAAAUAAAAUUAUAAUACUAACAUCUGAUACACAUUUCAAUGAUCUUAUGAAUCCAGUAGGCAUGAUUGACAAACUCUGGGGAAAAAAAUCUGUAUGAAGCUAUGGAGAAAUCUAGAAAUUUGAAGAGUCUAGAUUUGUACAGACAUAAAAUGUCACUCAGAACAAUCUCAUUGAGAGGUGAGAAACCUAAAACUAAGAGAGGUCUAUGUGGCCACCAUGGCUACAGGGACAAAAUCCAAGCCUGGGCUCAAAUACUCAUGUCCUACUUUCCUGUGUAAAUGUCCCUUGUGCAUCUAAUACUUUAUUGUUUGCAAAGCACAUUUAUAUUCCAUGACAACAAACUUCAAGGCAGGCAUUGUGAUUUCUAAUUAAAGAAGGAGAAAUUGAAUAAUGAAGAUGAUAAUUAGAAUAAAUAUUUUCCAAGAUAAUAGAAAUAAAUUGAUGGCUCUUUACUCUUAGCUCAGGCUCUUUCCAAUCUUCUUUUCCCAAGGAAAAGAGUGAAUAUUUUGCAUUUUUGUUAUGCUAUGUUUUAUGCAUGCCACUGAAAUUGUUUAUUUUGCUCUCAUUGAGAGUUUCUCUUGAUUCUUUUGAUGACCUCAAUUGAAAGUCAUCGCUCCUGAUUUAUUUGGUUUUAACAAAUUCAAGAAAUUGUGCAUGAGGCUUACUUUAACAAAAUAUUUUCCAUUUUUAAUGUCUAUGCUCCGAUUUUAUACAAAAUUUUUAAUGUAGGACAUGAUGUUGUAGGUACAACCAAUAAACAGCUAAGCAGUCAUCAUCUAUAGCAUUAGUGAAUUCUGACCCUGACCUCCUUAAUCUUCUACAGAAUCAGAAAAGUUUCAUGCUUUAUAACUUACAUGUACUCCAGAAUAAAUGACAGCAUUCUACUUGAA
Messenger RNA from Carlito syrichta (Philippine tarsier), 7046 nucleotides. Its product is annotated as KIAA0408 ortholog. The record is from RefSeq and is a predicted model, not a curated record. The coding region runs from base 436 to 2520 and encodes 694 amino acids. The transcript is spliced from 6 exons. NCBI's taxonomy places the organism in Eukaryota, Metazoa, Chordata, Mammalia, Primates, Tarsiidae.